Messenger RNA from Phytophthora sojae, 1230 nucleotides. RefSeq lists its product as hypothetical. Gene Ontology annotation, molecular function: phosphatidylinositol binding. The coding region runs from base 170 to 916 and encodes 248 amino acids. NCBI's taxonomy places the organism in Eukaryota, Oomycota, Peronosporomycetes, Peronosporales, Peronosporaceae. The transcript is spliced from 4 exons. The record is from RefSeq and is a predicted model, not a curated record.
CAGGCGCGGAGUCAAUCUCGCGAGGAAGCAGCAGAAACCAGUUUUCUCGGGCGGCAACGACGGCGGCAGGCGCUCCUUCGCUUCAUCCCUCCCCCUCCCCCCUGUCGCUUUAGACACACCCACACCCACACCCAGACACAGAACCCCCCUCUUCGCUUAGCAUACAGGUAUGGGCACGCCGACCAAGCGAACGGAGCGCGUGCUGUCUGACGCCGCCGACAAGGUGGCCAAGGCCGAGGAGGCCGCGCGCCAGUACGAGGCGCAGCUGGCCGAGGCGGCGGCCAAGAAGCGCCAGCUCGAGGAGGAGAACGAGAAGCUGCGCGCCUCCAUCCUCAACAUGGCGCUGCAGAACGCAAGCGUGGACCUGCGCCGCGAGCACGUGCAGCUGCGGCAGACGCUCGACUCGUACCAGACCAAGAUCGACCAGAUGCGCGAGAUCUCGCUGCUCUCGGCCAAGGUGGUGGACAGCCGCAUUAAGACCAAGCAGGGCCGGCAGUACGUCGAGUACAAGCUGCAGAUCGAGACAGACAUCCGAGGCACGCUGGUGCUCUGGCAUCGAUACAGCACCUUCUUGAAUUUGGCCGCCACGCUCAAGGCCAAGAACCCCACGAGCGAGCACGACAUCCCGGAGCUGCAGACGCAGAGCCUGACGGGCUUUUUCUCGGACCAACUCAUAAUCGACCGCAUCGCCAAGCUCAACGAGUUCCUGGACGUGGUGACCAAGGCGGACGAGUUCCAGUGGGGCAUCCGGAUAGAUAAGGACACGUGCGUGUACAAGCGCAAGAGCAAGCGCGUGGACCGGUCCUUCAGCGUCGGCUCCCGGGAGAGCAUCUCGACGCUCACGCCCAGCAUGCGCGACAGCAUGUUCAUGCCGGCGUCCUCUCGAGCGUCCACCAUCUCCAUGGACUCGUAUUAGAGCGCGGAGAUGUCCGUUCACAUUGGAUUAUCGGACGAGGCUCGAGGACGUUGGUGAAGGACCCUUUUUGGAGAGGACCAAGUAGUAGUGUAUCACAGGAAAUUGCAGGACAAGUCGCGACGUGUGGAAAGGAGAAGAAGAGAGGCCGACAAGCAAAGAGGCAGCAAGCAGAGCAAGCGAGCGGCAGCGGCCAGGACGGAAGGAGGCCCGCAGUGUGGCCUUGUGUACAGGGUGUCCGGCGAGUUGGACGGACUCCCAGUUUAACGACAAGAGAGGGAAGGAGAGCGAGACAUAAUGCAACGUUGUUUUUACAU